AUGCCGCCCUCUGAGAAAGGACGCGACGAGCAAUCAGAUGGGAUCAACGACCCUCUCCAGGACUUGCCUGAUUCGCUCGACGAGUAUGCACCGACAGAUCCUGGCUUAGAUCUUGCAGAGCUUUCUGUAGAAGAGUUCGAGGGUCUGUUCGGGGAAUUGGAGCCGAAGCUUGAAGCCAAAGCCCUCGAUGUUCCACCGGCCACGCCUCAAGACGCGCUUGAAGGGCAUGCAGAAGGGGUAGAAGGGGAACUUGAGUACCUUGACGACGAUAAGCUAGAGGCUGAAUUAAAGGAUGCAACUUCCGGAGUAGAGCUUGUGACCUUGCGAUACUUUGUGGGGUUGAAGUCUAAGGACGGAAUUUACGUCCGACGCGCUAUCCCGAUGGUUACCAGGUUCGUUGAAGAGGAGAAUGCCAGCGAAAGCCUUGAAGCCGUAGCUGAAAAAUACUGGAGAGCCGGAACUUUCGCCGAGGAGGAGUUCCGUGAGGUUAUGACAAUGUUGCAAGGUUCGGAGGCGACUUUGAAGGACGAUUCGUCAUCGGAGCGUAUUGCCAUGGAGAUAAAGGAAGAUAGCUCGCCAGCCGAGUGGGCCUCUCUCCUGCUGAUGCACGCCUCCGACGUGCCCAUGCACCGGGAUUUUAGGAAUCCAGAUUGGGUGAUAGUCGGAUAUUCACGGCUAGGAGGAGCAUCAGGUAAGGGCCCUGCGUCCACACGGGGACGCCAAUCAGAGGUGCAAGGACCAUUGAAUGUUGACGAACAGCCCGACUCCAACACCUCCCUAGUGGCGUGGGAUCUUUCCGAGGGAGUUCAGGAGGAGCUUCCGCCUGAAGUAACGGCGCCCGAGCCAUACUAUCAUGGGUACUGGGAAGACGAAUGGGUUCCCAGCACCAACAACGCUUCUGGUGGAGAGCAAGACCAGAUUGGAAACGCCUCGCCAUGCGAAGGCUGGGAAACUGAAUGGACGACCGGAGGCCACCCGGUCUUGAUCCGCCUGGAGAUGGUGAUCAUAGGACAAGCCAGGUUGCAGAAAACCGCCAGCGACGAGAACUUAUGGCAGAUCAUUGUCUCAGGCAAUACCGUCAUUGGACAUGUACUCGUAUAUGUCGACGAUCUGUUGGUUGUGUCUAUGUGGCAGACCGCCAAGGCUUUUCACGAGUGGGUGAAACAAAGAUGGCAGUGCUCCGACCUCGAAAAGGCCGGAGAAGAUAAAGCUCUAAGGUUCCUCGGCAUUGAUAUAUACGAGGAGAGAGAUGAGCAUGGUCCCUGCGGCUUUAGCCUGGCGCAAGAAGGAUACAUCGACGAGCUUGUACGCAGUCAUGACCUCUCGCGAUCGUGUCGUUCCAACGUGCCUGUGCCCAAGGAAUGGAUAAGAGAAGCACCGAUCGAAGAGAUCGGUUUUACUGAUGAGACCUUACAAGGGGCGCAGCGCAUAACUGGAGAGUUGUUGUGGGUGUCUCAGCGCACGCGUGUGGAUAUCGCUUUUGGCGUUGGUCUCAUGUCUAGUUGGACCAUGAAGGCUCCAGCUUUCGUAACCAAAGUCGGCCUGAGGAUCCUGGCUUAUCUCGCAAAUACGAGAAGCAUGCGAUUAUCACUGACUCCCGACGACACCGCCGGCCUGCAGGUCUUCACAGAUGCAUCGUUUGCUCCAUACGGAGAAAGGUCUAUAUCCGGCAUAACAGUGCAACUAUCAGGCCGCUGUGUGUUCUGGAAAUCUCGUCGCCAGAGUCUUGUCAGUUUGAGCACAGCAGAGUGUGAGCUCAUCGCCGCCUGCGAAGGCGUGGUGUUAGCUCAAUCCGUGCAAGCUCUAGCCAGUGAGGUGUCUGGGGAGCACCUCGACAUCACCUUGAGGGUUGAUAACACCGCCGCUAUCACCUUAGCAGAGGGGGGAGGCUCACAGCGCACCCGCGAAGUCCAGCUUGCUGAUAUACUUACUAAAGCGUUACCCGCUCCUCGAUUAGAGCUUCUGAAUGGAAUGCUAGGAGCUUGGAGUCCAGUCCCGAAGGAGGAGGAAGAUAACGACCAUGUGGAUUUGGAUUUGUAUGUGAUAGUCGUUAUGAUGGCUUGUUCUGUCCUCUUCAUAUGGGAGCUGGGGAUAGUGGAGUCUCUGAAGGCACCGUCGAAGGAGCUGGACUUGAAGGAUCACGUGAAAUUGGAGUUCAAACAGAUGGACCUCCGGGUCUGUCUGAUGUACAGCUAUGUGAACUCGAGAUGA
Symbiodinium necroappetens is the source of this 2211-nucleotide messenger RNA. Lineage: Eukaryota; Dinophyceae; Suessiales; Symbiodiniaceae. The record is from the annotation of a GenBank genome assembly.